AUGACGGGAAACAUCGUGCCAAAAAUGUCUGCCGAUUCUAUCCCUAUAUCCGGUCUCGACGAGCUCGUCAAGCACCUCGAUGACCUCGUCGAAGCCCCCGAGACGCCCCUCCAACCGAAGCUCCUGGAUGACGUCGAGCUCCAGCUGACGGAAUCAAACAUUCCGCCGCUACUCCCAAACCUGCUCCCAAAAUUGACGACAAUCCUCAAAACGACCCCCCACGAUCCCUCCCCCAUCGUCUCCCUGACGAUCAAACUCCUCUCCCCCGUCCCUUUCACUCAGACGCUCCAACUGGCAGACGAGGCCUCCCUCAUAACCGCUCUCCGCUCCCCAGCCGCCUCCGCGAACCUCCUCGCCCUCGCCAUCCUCGAAAAGGCAGCCGCGGCCCCCUCCGAUGCCGCAAUCCUCUCCCUCAUGCCCCGCGUCGUCGAGGAGCUUCUGAGAAGAUGGCUCUCCGCCCCGCAAGUCGAAGUCGGCGAGAAGGCCUCCCGAGUGCUCGGCGACGUGCUAGAGACAGACUGCGAGCUCCCGCCGCCCAGCGCAUUGCCGAACCUGGGAUCCGAGGUAGUCAGGAGACGGGCUCCGGGACAAGGACGCAUGUGGCGGCGUAUUUUCCACGAUAAAGAAAUGUUCGGCCUUGUCCUAUCCCUCGCCAAGGGCCAGGACCCGGCCGAGGAAGAAAAGUUGUCCGAACACCAGCUCUCCCUGGCGCAGGGCCGCAUCCUCCGAAUUCUCCCGCGCCUGGCCUCGCUUAACAUUGUCGAGAUAAGCACGUCGCAGUUCCCUGACCUUACAGGGUCUAACGAGGUCGGGCUGUUGCAGCUCGCCGCGUUAAAGAUGGUGGAUAUGUCGGACACGCUGAUGCACCUGAGUCUGAUUGACUUUUUCGAGACGCUGGUCUCAGUCAUGCGGGUGGCGGAGCAGUCGCACCGCACGAUGGGCAUUCUCAGGGACUUGGUGAGGCAAGCGACGAAGGACGACGACAUGCUCAAGUCGGCGCUGUUGAGCUUGCCGGAUCGGACGGUGCCGGAGGAGGAGGAGCAGUUGAGAACCUUCAUUCGGGACGUCAUGUCGGCGAGGGGUUAG
Molecule: messenger RNA, 1086 nt
Organism: Colletotrichum truncatum
Lineage: Eukaryota; Fungi; Ascomycota; Sordariomycetes; Glomerellales; Glomerellaceae
Source: RefSeq, a predicted model, not a curated record